UCAGCUCUUGGAGACAACAUGAACCCAGUUGGGAGGAAUGGUAUGAUUGUUAUUGGCGUUGGAGCCACAGUCGGUGCAGGUUUGAUAGCGUUUCUGAUAUACCGAGAGCUGAACAGGAGAAGACGGCUAGUCUGGACUGGCUCCGGAGCACCUGUCGUCAGCAGUGGUACAGUUACCGGUUCAGCACUGAACACACCAGUUACUCGAACACUCAAUCAGCAAGAGGCUGCAGUGCUGUUAGGUGCCGGCGUUGAAUGCCUGUCCUCUGAGCAGCAUGCGGAGUUGCGUAACGGGCUGGAUGAAGUUUUACAGUGUGUGUCAGGCCUUCGUACCGAGGUGGCUGAGCUCCACGGCAUUCUCAGAGACAUCGGCACAACAAUCAUCGAGGACGUAAAGAAGUGUGUUGAGGAGAGUCAGAGGUCACGCCGUCGGCGUAAUGUGUACCCACGGGAGCGGACAGACUCCAUGAGCUCCAGUUCCAUCUAUUUCAGUGCCAGUGCAGGUCCAGCCAGUCUGUACGGAGAGGAGAGUGAGGCUGGAUACUCCACAGCCAAUGCUGACUCUGACUACACCGACCGAGAGACAGAUCGAGAGGAGGAGCGGCAGGAGAGUAAGGAUGAGGACGAUGAAGAUGAAGAUGAAGAUCGGAGCUGUGCAACGGUGCUGACUCUGAGACAGGAGGACUCUCAGGCUGAGGAGGAGGAAGAGGAGGAAGAGGAAGAUGAAAUUGAUGGUCAGGGGACAGAGGUCAUCACUGAGGUGCCCAGUGCAGAGCUGAUGUCACUGCUCAGACAGAGUGACACACUGCAUGAAGGGGAUUAUGGGAAAAAAGCAGAAGGAUUCCAGCUUCUCCACUCCAACAAACCACUGUAUGGCAAUAGUGCAGAGUUUCUAUGGCGACUGGCACGAGCUUACAGUGAUAUGUAUGAAAGCACAGAGAAUAAGGAGGAGAAGAGAGCCUAUGCUGAGCAAGGGCGGAUUGAAGCAGAGUCAGCUCUCCAGAAGAAUGGUCUGAGCGCAGAGUGUCACAAAUGGUUUGCUGUGCUAACCGGUCUCAAUUCUCAGUAUGAGAGUCUCCAUGGAAAACUGAAGAGUAGCCACACUAUGAAGGAGCAUUUGGACCGGGCCAUAGCUCUGAGAGAUGAUGAUCCACUGUGUUUUUACCUGACGGGACGCUGGUGCUAUGAGGUGAGCACCCUGGGUUGGUUGGAGAAGAAAGCUGCUGCAGCAUUGUUUGAGACCCCACCCACCUCCUCACUGCACGAGGCUUUGGAGAACUUUCUCAAGGCAGAGGAGCUGAACCCAGGUUUCUCUAAAACAGUGAGACUGUACAUUGCCAAGUGUCAUAAGGAUCUUGGAAAUAUCUCAGAGGCCACAAACUGGGCCCAGCUUGCUUUGAGAAUGCCCAGUGCUCCCAGUGAGGAAAAUGACACCGUUGCACUCAAGGCGGAGCUACAGGCUUUGACUGACAGGUCAUUAGACACAUUUCUAUCCAGUGGGGAUCAAUAGGGCAGCUUUGCACAUGCCACCCUGAACAGGUCUGCUCCGAUUGGUCCACCUGAGUGACUCCGCCCGCUAUUUCUGACACUUUAUGGAAAUGUUCGGACCAGUGACUUUACCCAGUAAAAGUUGACCUCACUGUACACUCUUAAACAGAACUGUUAGCAACAGUUUAAAAACACAAAUACCUGAGAGAAACUGACCAACUGAAUCUGAAUGGAGUUUGUUCAGUGACACUUUAUUCCAGAGUUUUGAGUUUAAUUACUCUUUUUUUUUAAAUUUAAU
Molecule: messenger RNA, 1785 nt
Organism: Chanos chanos (milkfish)
Lineage: Eukaryota; Metazoa; Chordata; Actinopteri; Gonorynchiformes; Chanidae
Gene: rmdn3
Product: regulator of microtubule dynamics 3
Exons: 12
Coding region: 19-1509 (496 amino acids)
Cellular component (GO): mitochondrion; spindle microtubule; mitotic spindle pole
Molecular function (GO): microtubule binding
Source: RefSeq, a predicted model, not a curated record